Messenger RNA from Cuscuta epithymum, 1272 nucleotides. NCBI's taxonomy places the organism in Eukaryota, Viridiplantae, Streptophyta, Magnoliopsida, Solanales, Convolvulaceae. The record is from the annotation of a GenBank genome assembly.
UGCAUGUAUACCAUUGGUCUAGCGUAUGUCCUUAGAUUUUAUUUCAUUUCAAUCAAAUACUCUGAAUUCUGAACCCUAGCUCCGAGUAAAAGAAAAUAAUUAAAUUAGGAGGAUAGUGUAGAGGGAGAAGGAGUGAUUGAGAUGGGGGAUAGUGUGAGUGGAGGAUAUGUAUCGGAUGAAAUGCUGGGAACGUUUGCGCCGAUAGUGGUGUAUUGGUUGUACUCCGGAUUCUAUUCCUUGCUGGGAGGUUUUGAGAAUUACAGGUUGCAUUCAAAGAAAGAUGAAGAUGAGAAGAAUUUAAUCACUAAGAAGGAAGUUGUCAAAGGUGUAAUCCUCCAACAGGCUGUGCAGGCCAUUGUGGCCACUAUCCUCUUUGCGGUCACCACAAAUGAAAGUGAGGCUGCUGUAGAUCAACAACAAACAUCUGUUCUUGUUCUUAUAAGGCAAUUUAUCAUUGCUAUGGUGGUACUAGACACGUGGCAAUAUUUCAUGCACAGAUACAUGCAUCAAAACAAGUUUCUUUACCGUCAAAUCCAUUCUCAGCACCACCGGCUUGUUGUACCCUAUGCUUUCGGAGCUCUGUACAACCACCCCAUUGAGGGUCUCAUCCUAGACACUGUUGGCGGGGCCAUGGCUUUUCUUGCCUCGGGCAUGUCUCCAAGGGUUUCCAUCUUCUUCUUCUCCUUUGCCACCAUUAAAACAGUUGAUGAUCACUGUGGGCUGCUGUUGCCUGGGAACCUUUUUCAUAUCUUUUUUAAGAACAACUCAGCUUAUCAUGACAUUCAUCACCAGUUUUAUGGAAGCAAAUAUAACUUCUCACAACCUUUCUUUGUGACGUGGGACCGAAUCCUUGGGACCUACAUGCCCUACAAACUUGAGCAAAGAGAUGAUGGCGGCGGUUUUGAAGCUAGGCCCACUAAGGAUUGCAAGGAUGAUUGACGAAAAAAACUGCAGUUGUAAUGGUUUGUUACUUUGUUGCACUUUGAUGUCAUUUUCUGUUUGUAUAUACACAGAAUAUGUUUGCAUAUAUUGUUGUAUAAUUAGUGGCGCUCUUUAAUGUGUAAGAUCAUGUUCAGUUAUUAUUUCUUGCUUAGCAUUUAAUUUUCCCCCCUUUCUCAUUGCAGCAAGUUCGACUGCUAUUAAAUACGGAGUAUUUUAUUAUGGAUUCUAUGAGUUAUAAACUAGUUUAGAUGUUCUAUUACUGGGUCUGAUUUUACAAUUUACAUAUAAGCAUGUCUAUAAGGAGGUUUAUAUAAUGUUUGCAUUUGCUGA